Molecule: messenger RNA, 1665 nt
Organism: Pungitius pungitius (ninespine stickleback)
Lineage: Eukaryota; Metazoa; Chordata; Actinopteri; Perciformes; Gasterosteidae
Gene: tmem150b
Product: transmembrane protein 150B
Exons: 6
Coding region: 53-748 (231 amino acids)
Cellular component (GO): plasma membrane
Source: RefSeq, a predicted model, not a curated record
UUUAAAAGUGGCGCUGGGGAAGGGAUCCUUUUUAAGCAGCAGCCAUAGGAACAUGUGGCUGUGGGCUUUGCUCCCCGCUGGUCUGGCUGCUUUUGGCACUGUGGGCAUCUGGGCUGUAUUUGCCAUGGCUGUGUAUAACGGAACAGUCAACCUUACACAAGGAUUCCCUUCCAUCAGUCAUUGCGGCGCUUACCCCCCUCAGAGAUGCUUCCUCUCCCAGAUCUGCAGCACCUGCUCUGUUUUAGCCCUGUGGACCGUGGCCCUGCGUUUUAAGCAGGUCCGGGACCAAGGCGUCCACAGGAAUGCCAAUGUGGCUGGCCUCAUUUUGGGCUUGAUCUCGUCAUUGGGAAUCUCCAUCGUGGGCAGCUUCCAGGUAACCACUUUCUACAGUAUUCACCUUCUGGGAGCCUUCCUGGCUUUCUUCCUGGGCCUGGCCUACUUUUGGAUCCAGCUGUUUCUGACCCUGCCGUCUCCGGACCGAUGGUGGGUGGGGCCCGCCAGGGCCACCUGCUGCUUCCUCUGUACCGGCCUGAUCAUCGCUCUAGGGAUUCUCCAAUACACGGGCUUCCCCUCCGCGGCCGCUGCGUGCGAAUGGGCCUUCGCCAUGUUGAUCUUUUGCCUGUUUGGCUUGUUCGCAGCUGAGUUCAGACACAUCGACAGCUGCCAACUCACGGAGCAGAACCCAGUUGUGAUGGACGACCCGGUCGCAGCAGAGACGUAUGAUGAUGUCUCACAUGAACUCAGCUGAACGCUCACCAAUGCCUGAGGUUAAUGAACAUCCAUCUGACCCGUGUUUUCCUUUUUCCUGUGCAUUACUUUCACCAUGUUUACCUUACAUGUUCUGUAUAAUACAUUUAUACAUUUGCUAUUUUGAAAAAUUCAAUAAUUUUAGGUUUGAGUAAUAUUUUUGCUGUAUAAUUUUAUUCUUAUAACAAAAGUGGCAUUUUAAACUUUUUUGUCUACUAUGUCUCAAGCCUUUGCCAGACCUUAUGAGGAUUAAAGAACAUGUCUAUUUCUUUAAAAGGACUAUGACUAAUGACUAAAUGAUUAGUCGUUUGACUGAAGCUAAUAAACUGUAAUAAAUGUGCACUAACACACGGUGGCACCAUUCGACUAUCAUUCAAUCUGCACAGAUGUCUUUUCAAUAAUUUAAUGUAACAUAACGUAUCUACGGAUCACUCACUCAAACUCUAAUAAUUACUCCCAGACUAUUUCUUGCUCUAUAAUAAUCUCUUCUUGCAUAUACAGAAUACCAGGAAAAGUCCGGUCUUUUUCUCCCUCUCUCUCUCCACCUGGCAGCUGGAUGUUAUACAAUAGAAUAGAAACGGAGGAUGGAGUUGUGCAGGAAAGGUUUUGUUCGCAAGAGGCAAAAGAGUUUCCUUAUAACAUAAUGCACAAUGAGACACGUAACUCACUAUUUGAAACAUUUUGAGCUUUGCAAAAAGGACUAUAGUCAUAACUCGUGUCUUCCAUCAUGUGUAAACUGCUUAUUGAAGCGGCCCUUCACAGCAGCAGUAACUACACUGACCAGCGGGGGGCGCAGCAGUGCGGUCAUUAAUCCUGAUGGGAAAAUCGAGCUCUGGCACCGGGCCAGCAUGUUUUUGGAAGAUGCCUCUAGUUUAGACAGAGGUUGGACCUUCAGUGUAAUUUGUCAGGGCUGUUUGA